AUGGUGGGCGAGAAAGAAGGGCAGCACCACCACCACCACCACCAGCAGCAGCAGCAGCAGCAGGAGGAGGGGGUUGGUGGCACGUUGAGAGCCUUCGUGCCGUUGAUUCCAGUGGCGCAGAACGCCAAUCCCACCCCAGAGUCCCCGUUCCUCCUUUCACCCGAGAAGGACCGGCGAGGGGAAUUUGCCGCAGCAGGAGUUGAUGACGACGAUGAUGGUUACAAGAGCUCCGCCGAACAGACACCACGUCACGGCCGCACCGGUGGCGGCGAUGGUGGUGAUGAUGAUAGUCAUAGUAGUAUUUGUAGCCAGAGCAGGAGCUUUGGGGCACUUAAGGAAAGCACGAGAAGUGCUGAUGAUGGAGAUGACAGUAUGAAGGAGGGAAUUAAGAAGAAGAGUGUGAUUGGUAACGGCAUGGACGGGAAAAAGCGGUGGACAAGUGAAAUGGAGGCAACGGACCCUAUAAGGGACGACGAUGAGGAUGACAUUAGCACAGAGGUGACAAGGAAUGGAAACAUACAUGCAGUACGAGGGGACUUCCAGAGUAUCAAGAGUAAGAUGACAUCCCCCGUGGGAGGGAGAACGUCGCAGAGGGAAGCGAUGAGUCGACCGGACCUUUGGCAUUCUGACGGUGGCGUGAAGGAUUUAUCGUCAUCACGCGAGGAAGUGGGCGGCGGUUGCCCAUGUGCUGACCAUCACCCGCUUCCCAUGUACAACAGCGAUUGUUUCCUUAGAACGUCAGGUCAGGAUGAGGAGGAGGACGAGGAGAAGAAAGAGGAGGAGGAGGAGGAGCAGCCAGUAGUGAAAAAGCGGAACAAGAAAUGUGCUUUUCGUAGUUUCCGAAACUGUGAUAAAAACGAGGGAGGUGGGCGUGGCGAAGUGCGUCGAUGGCGCACGAUGAAUAGCCGCCCGACGACUGCCUCGGGUUUGUUGGGUGCCGGGGGUAGCGGGGCAACGACGGUGAAGGUUGAUAGACGGAUGGAUUCUUCCACCGGCGGUAUGGGAUCCAUUGGCGGUCAUCACUUAACCAUUCUGGAGGGUGGUGUAUUCAUGAAGGAAUCAUGCUCCCACCGUGAGGAGCGCUUUUAUGAGAUGCUAAAGCCGGUGCAGGACUACGUCUGGCGUCACCCGGAGCUACUGGAGACGUUUUAUCCGCUUUCCUCCUCCUCCUCCUCCUCCUCGGAGUGCAGUAAUGAUGCCAUGGAGAAUAGUGAUGAGCAGCAACGCGGAAAUGGAAAAAAGGGCGAGGAGGGAAAAAAGUUGGAUCGGCAACAUUCCGCCUCGACCCAGUGGAAUUGGUGGCGGCGACGACGUCGAUUAUCUGAGGUGACACGUGGGACACCCGACAUGCAUUCUGAAAGCACCCCCAGCCCGGAGGGCGGGAGCUCACGGGAGAGGGACACGGUAACGGCAGUCAGUGAGGGGCGACAUUGGGAUGUUCUCAUCCCGCUUGUGCCGUUCGUUCCGCGAUACAUUGGCCUUCGCCGCGUGCUUCUGGAGACGGAUGGGGUUAGUACCAAAAAGAGUGAGUGGGUCCCGUCGUCGGCCGGCGCACAGGACGGGACACCCAUGCAAAGAUGUUCUAGCACACUAGCCACAAGCCGGGCCUUUGAAAAGGAAGGAAAGACAGAAGAGGGAAACUUUUGUCAAAUGAUCGUGCUGGAGGAUUUAUGCAAAGGUUUUCUGCAUCCCUGCAUCCUUGACAUCAAGAUGGGCAGUCGACAGUAUGGGAUGAAUCCGUCCGAGGCAAAGCUACGUAGCAAGGAGCGCAAGGCGAUGCUUUCGACUUCUAUGCAGUACGGUGUGCGGCUAGCGGGAAUGAAGCGCUGGUGCCCCGACACGCAGCAGUACGAGACACGGUCAAAAGUUGCCGGUCGAAAUUUGACACUGGAGGAGCUGCGGGAAACGAUCUCCCGCUUUACGCAGUGUAGCAAACGCCUGCGGUAUAAAUUUCGCAAGCAGGUUCGACGGUUGCGUUGUGCCUUCAUGAAUCAAAACGUUUUCCGCUUUUUCACGUCCUCGUUGCUGUUUGUGUACGACGCCGAUCGCCCGCUGCUUUCCUCGCGCGUUGUGAUGGUUGAUUUUGCCUUCACGUACGAACGGGAGGAGUUGCAGCGCGGUGGGGACCCCGAGGCGACGUACGAACGGGAUUUUGGGUACAUCAAAGCCCUCGAUACGAUGCUUACGAUACUCGCCUAA
Trypanosoma cruzi is the source of this 2199-nucleotide messenger RNA. Its product is annotated as inositol polyphosphate kinase-like protein, putative. The transcript has a single exon. The record is from RefSeq and is a predicted model, not a curated record. Bases 1 to 2199 code for a protein of 732 amino acids. Gene Ontology annotation, biological process: phosphatidylinositol phosphate biosynthetic process; inositol phosphate biosynthetic process. Gene Ontology annotation, cellular component: nucleus; cytoplasm. Gene Ontology annotation, molecular function: inositol hexakisphosphate kinase activity. Lineage: Eukaryota; Euglenozoa; Kinetoplastea; Trypanosomatida; Trypanosomatidae.